Molecule: messenger RNA, 582 nt
Organism: Schistocerca serialis cubense
Lineage: Eukaryota; Metazoa; Arthropoda; Insecta; Orthoptera; Acrididae
Product: myogenesis-regulating glycosidase-like
Exons: 3
Coding region: 1-582 (193 amino acids)
Biological process (GO): carbohydrate metabolic process
Molecular function (GO): hydrolase activity, hydrolyzing O-glycosyl compounds
Source: RefSeq, a predicted model, not a curated record
AUGGACGUCGUGGACAGCAAGUGGGGCACGGCCGGCGGUGUGGGGACGCUGCUGCCGAAGCUGCUGGAGCUCAGCAUCGUGGGCCACCCCUUCGUGAUGCCGGAGAUGGUGGGUGGUGCGACGUACGCUCUUCCGACCAAAGAGAUGUACAUUCGCUGGCUGCAAGCCACAAUCUUCAUGCCGGCCGUCAAGUUCUCCUACACGCCGUGGGAUUUCGACAAUGAGACGCUGGAGAUCUGCCGCGACCUGUUGUCGCUGCGCGCGCAGUACGCGCCGCGCAUCGUGGGGUUGAUGCAGAAGGCGGUGGAGGACGGCACGCCGGUCAACCUGCCCAUCUGGUGGAUCUCCCCCAACGACGACACGGCGCAGACCGUCGACUCAGAGUUCCUGCUUGGCGAGGACGUUCUGGUGGCGCCGGUGUUGGAGGAGGGCGCAGUCAGUCGCGACAUCUACCUGCCCAGCGGCUACUGGAGGGACGAAGCGGACCCGGAGCACCCCACCAUACGGGGGCCCCAGUGGCUGUAUGACUACUCAGCUCCUCUCAACACGCUGCCGUAUUUCAGCAGGAACGCCACAGCAUGA